Messenger RNA from Trichoderma harzianum CBS 226.95, 897 nucleotides. RefSeq lists its product as hypothetical. The transcript has 3 exons. The record is from RefSeq and is a predicted model, not a curated record. NCBI's taxonomy places the organism in Eukaryota, Fungi, Ascomycota, Sordariomycetes, Hypocreales, Hypocreaceae. The coding region runs from base 85 to 810 and encodes 241 amino acids.
CCGUUCUCCCCGUCACCACAUAGAGCCCCUGCAGAGGCGCUCAUGCCUUCACAUCGCCUAACUGAAUGAUAUCUCCAAGUCACAAUGGCCACAUCUUUUAGCCCCCAGCCUUCCUUUCAUCUGUGCCCCGAUUUCAGUAUCGCCCCGCCGCCUAAUGUUCCCGCUUCGCAGUUGAGGCCGCUCGACAAACCGUCUGAGAAGGUCGGCUUUAGCCGCAGCCUUGAAGAGCUGCGAGGCCUCGAAGUAAGCAUUUGGGAAAAUAUCUUUGGCAACGAGGGGCUGGGCGGCGCGUUGUCUUUCUUGCGCAAUCGCGAGAAUGACGAAACCCUGAUAGUUGAGAAAUUCCCUCAAAUCGAUGGUGUAGCCUUUCACAUCAACAACACAAAGCGCAAGAAGCCUGUGCACAUGGUUACUGGACUGAUGUGGACCGAAGGAGCCAAGCUCUCCAAAGUUCAGUCCAGAAUUAGAAGCAACAGCGGCCAGGUCGUUGCAACUGACCCAAACUCGGGCACUGUGGGCGGCGCCAGAGUAGUUUACGGGAUCAAAGAGACCGCCUCCUCGAGUUUUGAUGGCUCAAUGCCAUUCAUCCUUGGGAUCCGAGUGCGAAAAAUCUGGUGGGACAGGGAUGGUGUGAGGCACGAUAUCAAAGGCAUUGCCGGGGCAACACUCGGCGAAUUCAAGGCAAAGAACGAGGGCGUCCUCGACUUACUUAAGUUCAUUGACGAUGAAGUCGACAUCGCAAUAGGAAAGACCAUUGUAGACGAGAACCAGAUGGGAAAGGAAGGCCCCGUCACAUGGGUUCUCCCAUGAAAGAUUUAUGGGCGACUAGUGUGCGCCAGCUAUGCUGGUCAUAUUGAGUUGAACAGACCAGCUGAAACAUUUUUAUUACUGUUUGUU